CGGUACAUCGCUAAGAGCUUAUAAGCAAAUCAUAACAAGAUAAAGCAGAAUGCCGCUUAAAUUUGAGGAAAUACACGACAAAAUAGAAAGUGGCAUCUACAAACUGACUGUUAAUAGCAAAAGCACGCGAAGCACUGUUUGGCGGGUAUAUCGUAAAAUCGAGAAGGACGAUGGUAGCUUUCUUGAGGAUGUAUUAUUCUGCACUGGCUGCAAAAGCGUCAUGUCCUUUACCCACAAAUCGACGACAAACUUAAGGCGGCACAGGUGCCACCGGCAGUAUCUCAAGAAACAAGCUUUAUAUGGGUACACUUUUCAAGGGGAAUCACAAGAGCGGCGGGUCGCGCUGGAGACCAAAGAAGACCUGCAGUCCGUGUCGGAUGAGAUGGAAAGAAAACCCACAGUCGCCGAGGUAGCAGCCUUUGUGGCCGGAGUGGCCGGUAGUGGGGAUUCCCCCGUAGUUUCACGUGCAUUGCAACACCCGGAUAUUCCCGAGGUUGCACUUCCCCACGAUAUUAGUGGGGCGGAGGAGUCAAAUAUUUAUGCCCAGACCUGGUCUCUUGAGUACCGCAAAUUGAGCGAGGAUCAGAAAUUCUAUGCCAAAAAAGCAAUAGACGAAAUCCUCGUCUUGGGCCGACUUCGGCGCCUGACAUUAAAUACGGUGUCAACGGCAGAAUAAGUAUUUAUAGCUAGACAAAGUAAACCUAAGUUUAAGCUAAACGAAAUACACUUGUCAAGGAAAUUGAGAUAGUAAUUAAUAAACAGCUAAAUAAUUA
Messenger RNA from Drosophila ficusphila, 773 nucleotides. RefSeq lists its product as uncharacterized. The transcript has a single exon. NCBI's taxonomy places the organism in Eukaryota, Metazoa, Arthropoda, Insecta, Diptera, Drosophilidae. The record is from RefSeq and is a predicted model, not a curated record. The coding region runs from base 50 to 676 and encodes 208 amino acids. Gene Ontology annotation, molecular function: DNA binding.